CAUUCAUACGAAGCACUCGGCUUAGUACGGACGAAAAAACGGGUAACAAAUUUAUUUUUUCACCGCUUACAUUUCUCAAAUGAUUUUGUAAUUUUUCAAAAACCAAUUCUCGAAAUAUCGAUGUUAAGUAGGCGUAUGACUAAUAAUUCUCAACUUAUCUAACGUUAUUCAUCAUUUCAAACACAAACUCAGUUCGGUGCGGGCAGAAAAUAAACUCCCAACAAUUUUUUCAAGAUUUUUAUUAAAUUGUCUAAGCAAUAAUGCUGAUCGUCGAGAUGACCCCUUUGGAGAGAGCACUAAUGAAGUGCUCGUCAAUUAUUCGCAAGUGGGUGAAUAGUUCAUUAAGGGCGAAUAUCCAGUGCAUCGAGGAACUGGCAUCCGGAGCGGUCUACUGUCAGUUUAUGGACAUGGCCUUCGAGGGAGUUAUGCCACUCAAGGAUGUCAUCUUUGCGUCUAAUCGAAUAGUCGACUUCAGGAAGAACUUUAUAAUGCUGAAGAAAUGUAUAGAUGAACUACAAAUUCCGUUGAUGGUUCCCGUCGAGACUCUCGUUUGGUGCGACUUCGAUGCCAAUCUGCAUUUUGCCGCAGAUUUUUACGAUGCAUUCCAGGAUUUUAGCGCCGUCAACCCGGAACGGGUGAAAAACUACCUCCCACUGUGUGCCCGGAAUUUCCAGUACUUCUCGAUGGAAGCACCCACCUUUGUUUCCCGUGGAACUGAUGUCCAGAAUCUCGAUGAGCUUGAUUCCCCAGUAAUGGUAAAAGAGAUGCCGAAAGAUCUUAUCAACAGUGUCAAGGAUGGCAAUAAUCAGGAUAAUACGGAUGGGCAAACAUGUCCCCAUGAAGGUCUUAAAAAAAUCAUGGAGAAUGGCCAGAAAGAUACAAAUCCCCUGGAGACCGACGUCUAAAUCUAGGGGGAACACAUCAUAUUUCAUUUCGGACCUUUCCAAAUCCAUUCGGAACCAGUUAUGAUGUUACAUUCGGGCUAUUUGUAUAAUUAUACGUCAAAUUAAAGGCGUCAACCGCAUAUAAAUAUA
This is a messenger RNA of Drosophila teissieri, 1034 nucleotides long. Its product is annotated as microtubule-associated protein RP/EB family member 1-like. Bases 261 to 905 code for a protein of 214 amino acids. NCBI's taxonomy places the organism in Eukaryota, Metazoa, Arthropoda, Insecta, Diptera, Drosophilidae. Gene Ontology annotation, molecular function: microtubule plus-end binding. Gene Ontology annotation, biological process: spindle assembly; protein localization to microtubule plus-end; regulation of microtubule polymerization or depolymerization. The transcript has 2 exons. The record is from RefSeq and is a predicted model, not a curated record. Gene Ontology annotation, cellular component: spindle midzone; microtubule plus-end; microtubule organizing center.